Messenger RNA from Glossina fuscipes, 772 nucleotides. RefSeq names its product histone H2A.v (gene His2Av). NCBI's taxonomy places the organism in Eukaryota, Metazoa, Arthropoda, Insecta, Diptera, Glossinidae. The transcript is spliced from 4 exons. Bases 156 to 581 code for a protein of 141 amino acids. Gene Ontology annotation, molecular function: protein heterodimerization activity; DNA binding; structural constituent of chromatin. Gene Ontology annotation, cellular component: nucleosome. The record is from RefSeq and is a predicted model, not a curated record.
AAGUAGAAAUUCGUGUUGUUCAGUCGUUAGUGUGCGUGUAGAAAAGAAAUAAAAAAUUUAUAUUCAGUAACUCGUAGGAAAAGUUGUUGAAAAUUAUUUGGAAAAAAUAUUGAAAAUUCAUUCCAAAAUUUUGACGCAUUUGAUCACAGAUUGAAAUGGCUGGUGGAAAAGCUGGUAAAGAUUCAGGAAAAGCUAAAGCUAAAGCAGUUUCGCGUUCCGCUAGAGCUGGGUUGCAAUUCCCUGUCGGUCGUAUUCAUCGUCAUUUAAAGAGCCGCACAACGUCUCAUGGACGUGUAGGGGCUACAGCAGCAGUUUAUUCAGCUGCAAUAUUGGAAUAUUUAACAGCCGAGGUUCUGGAAUUGGCAGGAAAUGCAUCCAAAGAUCUUAAAGUAAAGCGUAUUACGCCGCGUCAUUUGCAGUUAGCAAUCCGUGGCGAUGAGGAGUUGGACAGUCUUAUCAAAGCCACUAUAGCCGGCGGUGGUGUUAUUCCCCACAUUCACAAAUCUCUGAUUGGCAAAAAAGAAGACAAUGUACAAGACCCGCAAAGAAAAAAUACCGUUAUUCUUUCGCAAGGUUAUUAAUUUUUAGUUUUUAAACUAACAACUUUUUUUAUAAUUUUUUUUUUAUUUUCAUUUUAUAUAUAAUGCAUAUAAAAUUAAAAAAAAAAAAAGAUGAUCAUUGAAGAACAAUGAGUUUAUAUUGUUAAACACGAUACAUUUUUUGUUUAAACUGAACAUUUAAAAAAAAUUACUUUCUUUCGCAAUCAUAGUUU